Molecule: messenger RNA, 1275 nt
Organism: Lecanosticta acicola
Lineage: Eukaryota; Fungi; Ascomycota; Dothideomycetes; Mycosphaerellales; Mycosphaerellaceae
Source: the annotation of a GenBank genome assembly
AUGGCAGACAGAGCUUCGCUGCUCACCAUCCCGGCGGAGAUGCAGCAGGCGAUCGCGGAAGUCGCGGACAAUCCCAGUCUACUGGCGCUUCGACUCGUGAGUCGAGAGCUUCGAGCGGCAGCAGACGACCCUUUCCUGGAGAGGUUCUUUACGGUGCGCAAGCACGUCAUGACCACGUACGGGUUGGCUGCUCUACUCCAGAUUUCGACGAGGCCACACCUCACAAGGAAGUUGAAAGAGAUCGUGUUGGCGUUCGUAGAGCCCAAUAUUGGAGAUUACUGGUGCGGCAAAGACAGGCCAGAAUCUUACAUGGCAGAUGAAAUGCUUCGUUAUAUCCGGCGCGAUGAAUGGAACCAGGCAAAGGAUGACCUCUUCUUAUGUCAACGAGCCGAAAGCCUUUUGAUUGCUAUCUUGAAAAGCCUACGCGGCCACGAUUUGAAGCUGACCAUCGUGGACGGAUGCCGCGAAGAUUUUGCCACCGCAUUUGGACUUCAGCAUCUCAAACGAUCUUUCGGCGUCGAGAGGAGCGGUUUUCAAGAGGAAGAACCUCCGCAUGACUGCACCGCGCUGCUGUCAUCCAUCGCAGUGGCUGCAUUUCCGGUGGCCUAUCUGGGACUCUACUUCGGAUUCUAUGAGCACGGGUCUAUGACGCUUAGCUACGGAAUGCAAUCUCUAGCUUUCAAGAAGCGGAGCUGGAGUAGUCUGAGAAAGCUGGAUGUGACAAUCGCAGAUUUCGGAGAUGAUUGGACUGAUCGUGCGCAUAUGGAUAUGCUUGCCUUCAUCCGAGCAGCAAAUAAGAUUGAAGACGUAGGCCUGACCAUGGAUGGUCGAUGGGAACCCUGGAUUGAUGGAUAUCCAGCCCAUGUAAAAUGUCUCGGAAGCGCAUUCAAGAGGCACAGCCUGCAAACGGUCUCGCUGAAUAGAUGUAUGGGCUUGUCGGGGGUCUUCAUGGAUUUUCUACGACCACAAUCCAAGUCAUUGAGGAAGCUAUCAAUAAGUCACAGCGAGAUCAUGGAAGACCGUUGCUGGUCUGAGGUACUUCAUGCCCAGUGUCAACUCGCCAACUUCUUGCUAACUCAUUAUGCUCAGGUGUUCACAUUCCUUCUCGACAACUUUGACCUUUCACGGUUCUCGAUCGUCGAGCUAGGGAAUGACAAAGGCAUCAUGAAUAUAGAUGGGGAAGGAGAUUGCACCCGACUAUUUGAGGACACAGAUGCAGUCAGAGAAGGCUUGCGGGAACUUGUGGCUGCGAAAGUUGAAUACUGCAUGAGAUAG